GGCCCGGCCGUGCCGCCGUGCGCACCCGGCCAUGCGGCCGUGCUGACCCGGCCAUGCGGCGGCCCUGCAAGGUGGCGGCGGCCCUGCUGUGCCUGGCCGUGCUGCUGCUGCUCUAUCUGCUGGCGGGCGGCGCGGCCCCGCCGCCCGCGCCCUCCGCGCCCGCCCGCCGCCCGCCGCGCCUCGGCCGGAGCCCCCCGAGGAGGAGCCCCGCGGGCGGCGGCAGCGCCAGCGCCAGGAAGCCUGGAGAGCAGAAACAUCCACAGGAGCCCUCAUCCUUGCAGUGCAUGCAUCUGGCAGUGGUGGCAUGUGGGGACCGGCUGGAGGAGACGCUGAUCAUGCUGAAAUCAGCAGUUCUCUUCAGCAACAGGAGGCUCUGCUUCCACAUCUUUGCCGAGGAUUCCCUUAAGCCUGAAUUUGAGACAAAGUUAAAGGAGUGGCCUUCCUCAUAUACUAAGAAGUUUGAGUCCAACAUUUACCCAAUAACCUUCUCAGUAGGAAAUGCUCAGGAAUGGAAAAAGUUAUUCAAACCAUGUGCUGCCCAGCGCCUGUUUCUUCCGGUGAUUUUAAAGGAUGUGGAUUCCCUGCUUUACGUGGACACUGACGUGCUGUUCCUGAGGCCCAUCGAUGACAUCUGGCACCUCCUGAGAGAGUUCAACUCCACCCAGCUGGCUGCCAUGGCCCCCGAGCACGAGAUCCCCAAGAUUGGCUGGUACAGCCGCUUCGCCCGGCACCCCUAUUACGGCACCACCGGCGUCAACUCCGGGGUGAUGCUGAUGAAUUUGACACGGAUCCGCAGCACUCGCUUCAAGAACAGCUUGAUACCAGGUGGCUUGACUUGGGAGGAAAUGUUAUAUCCAUUGUACCAAAAGUACAAAAAUUACAUCACGUGGGGAGACCAGGAUUUGCUAAAUAUCAUUUUUAACUUUAACCCAGAGUGUCUGUACGUGUUCCCCUGCCAGUGGAACUACCGGCCUGACCACUGCAUGUACGGCAGCAACUGCAGGGGGGCGGAGGAGGAGGGGGUCUCCAUCCUGCACGGCAACAGAGGCGUCUACCACGACGACAAGCAGCCCACCUUCAAGGCCCUCUACGAGGUGAUCCGGGAUUUUCCAUUUGAAGACAAUCUCUUCCAGUCCUUGUACUACCCUCUGCAGUCGAGGUUUCUGGAUACAGUGCACACUUUAUGUGGGAGAAUUCCACAAGUAUUUUUGAAGCAAAUUGAGAAAACAAUGAAGAAGGUGUAUGAAAGUCGUGUCAUUGUGUACUUGGGGGCCAACCACAGAUACUAACUGUAGCUCUCUUACACAGAAGUUAAAAGUCUUUCAUGAAGGAUAUAAAUGAAGAAUAUGAACUCUUUUACUGAAACUCCGAAUUAAAAUAUUUCUUUUUUUCAAUUUUCUAAUAACCCUUGAAAUUACAAAAAGCAGGAAAUCCUAGAAGCCUGCUGAGAUUGUUGCUGAGAAUAGCAAGAGAACCCUUUCCUUGUGGAGUACAGUUGUGGCCUGCCUCUCCAGUCCCUUACAGUUUAAGAAUGUAUUCUCUGGCUUGGUAAUGUGAAUAGUCCAAGACUAUUGUCAAUGAAUAGUACAAACCCAUAUGAAUAGUACUGUUGAUCCAUCCUCCUCUUUUAAGUGCUAUUCCCUGCACAGUAACAGCAGUAUUCCACUGCCAGACAGUUUUCCAUCCUUGCCUUGGGAGAUGGCCAGUGCUGCCCCUGACUCCCCUCUCCCGCAUGGAAAUGUAUUUCUGCCUGGCACUUCCAUUUCUGGGAUCACAGAAGCACAGAAUUCUAGAAUGGUUUGGGUUGGAAGGGACCAUCAUGGAUAUCUUGUUCCACACCCUGCCAUGGGCAGGGACACCUUCCUCUAGGCCAGGUUACUCCAGCCCUGUCCAAGCUGGCCUUGAACACUUCCAGGGAUGGGAAGUUGAGACCUUUAUGCUGGGAUCAAAAUGAAUAGCCUCAAAGUGGAAGAGGAUACAAAAUGGCUUUGAUGUUUAUUUAAAAUACUUAAUUUAGCUUAAAUUUCUAAGGUAUAAUCAUCAUCUUGUGAUAUGCACAAAGAGCUUAUUUAAAUUGCAGUAGCUGAAAGAUGCUUGGGACCAUUCCCUGGGGAACUGGAAGUGAGGACACUCCUACAGAGCAGCUAUCCAAGAGCAGACUCACUCCUAAAGAGCAGUGAUCCAAGAGCACACUCCCAGAGGGCAUUUUCUAGGUGUAAGCCCUAUGGGUGUGUGUAGGAGUGCUUCAAGGAGGCAGCAGAGAAAAUGAUGUUACUUUUCAAGUCUGUUGGGCAGAAGACAUCAGCCAUUACUCAGAACUGCACAUUUUUGUAUCUAACAGGCAAAGUAGGAGCAGGGUGAGAUAAUAGAGCCUUCCCCUAAUGAAAGGAAAACUGGCACAGAUGGGAUACCAUGUACAUGUAUCAUACAUUUAUUUGUCAGAGAGAAAUGCUUGGGGACUGUGGAUGAGGGAAAGGAUAUGUUCCCAAAGUUAAAAUAGGAUUUCUGAGCAAUUGCAGUUUUGGGCAUUCUCCCCUAUCCAGUCAGGACUAAUGCAGGGUUUCAUAAGAAAACACCAGGAGUCUCCCUCUUGUCUCACACAUUUCUCUCUCCUUGUGUGGCAGUUCCUGAGAGGAGGGAAAACACGACCUUGGUGCCAUCCCAGGCUGCCAGAUAAGAGCCUGUGCACGGGAUGGAGUUCCAGCAAGCUUUUCCCAAGCCCUGGAGUGCGAGAGUGUCUGUGACACAGCCUGGCAGAGAGCAGGGCUGCAGGCAGCUGAGCAGGGGAGCAGUGGGACAGGAGUAAGGGACAGCAGAACUGCAGGACCUCACAGUGUAACAGGAACAGAAUCCUUGUUUGCACCCCUGCUGCAAAUCGUAAUCACAGCUUGGUUAAACAAGGUGUUCUGACUCCAGCCCUUAUCUCACAGUGUUUACCACCUGAGUGUAAAUUGAGUGAAGGACAGAGGCAGCUCGACUGUUGUGAUUGAAAGCCUGGGACCCAGAAAAUCGCUUAAACUUGAGCAGAGAUGCUUUUCCAACUUGCCUUAGGAUUUUCUGUUUCAGCUGAAAUAGAAAAAUGUUUAAAAAUUGGCAACUGAAACUUCAGCUGAAGCUUCAGUUGCCAAUUUUAAACAAGAGUACAUUUCUACCUACCUACUGAGAGAAGUUUGAAAUGUAACCCAAAUGAGUAUUGAAGAUUUCAGAACCAUAAGGCAGAGAAAAUAAGGUAAAGCUGCUGAUUUAAAAAGUUUAAAAUAGUGCAUGACAGGUAAACCUUUACGCCUGCAAUUCUGAGAGCUUGUAUAAAGUAUUAGCUUGCUUUUGGUCUUUAUUUUCAAGUGUCAGGGUAAAGCUGACACAGGUCUGACGAGGCUGGUGGAGCUGCAUGCUGGGCAGGCCGAAUUCCUGAUUUCCAUGGUGUCUCCAAGGCACAGACAGCUGCAGAGCAAAGUCUUGCUGCCCAGACAGCUGCAGCCUCAGUGCUGAGGCUCUGGAGUUUCAGAGGCUGUGGUUGUGUAAGCUGUGAUUCAGCAGAACCCUGCAACUACAGGCACAUUCAAAUGAAGGAGUGGAAUUCAUUACAAAACAAAGGCAUUAUUGCAUAUGAACUGAUAAGAGAUUAAAGCAAUGCUUUUCAUGUUCACAGGAGGUGCUACAUUUUGUUUAGGAAGAACUGAGUUGUGUUCUCAACAGCUAUUAAAGAUAUGAAGUACUUGCUUUAACAUGAAGACUCUUGUUAAUGUAAUAUCAGCUGGCAGGAAGAAUGGGGGAGGCUCCCCCCUGCUGGGCUUUUUCUGAGGAAAAAAACAAUAAUUUGAGCUCUCCAAAGUGUUUUAAAACAAUUACGUAACUUUGUUUUUUGUUGUUGUUAGAAUUAUUAAUUUAUAUUUCACUACAGCUUCCAAAACUAUGUUAUAUUUUAUUUUUAACAGUAGUUGAUUGUAAUAUUCAUCUUACUUAGAAACCAGUUUUAAUUCAUUUUGUAUUUCAUACUUGUGGCUAAUUCCAUGUUAAUUAGCCUUCAUUUAUCUUAAUAAUGGGGUGUGUAAAUACUUACAAAGACUUUAUGUCCUCAUUUCCCCUUCCUCUCCUGUGUUUUAGUUAUUUCCAAUGGUAUAAUGGAUAGAGCUCACCAGCAUUUUGCUUACAGGGGAAACUGGAAACUGCUCAGUGUGUGUGUGUGUGUGUGCACAGCACGAGCAUGUGUGUAAAAAAUGUCCCUUUUCUCUGUCACUGAAUUGCUUGUGGAUUUUUCUUUGACAAGUGCACUGAUUGUUACAGCUCCCAAGGAGGCUGAGCGGUGCAUUUCUGAGUUGAGGAUGAUCCCUUGGCUUACAAUACAAAUAAAUGAAAUUUUAAGCAA
Vidua chalybeata is the source of this 4366-nucleotide messenger RNA. It is a transcript of the gene GXYLT2, whose product is annotated as glucoside xylosyltransferase 2. The transcript has 7 exons. The coding region runs from base 54 to 1289 and encodes 411 amino acids. Gene Ontology annotation, molecular function: UDP-xylosyltransferase activity. NCBI's taxonomy places the organism in Eukaryota, Metazoa, Chordata, Aves, Passeriformes, Viduidae. Gene Ontology annotation, biological process: protein O-linked glycosylation via N-acetylgalactosamine. The record is from RefSeq and is a predicted model, not a curated record.